This is a messenger RNA of Microsporum canis CBS 113480, 1275 nucleotides long. RefSeq lists its product as hypothetical. Bases 1 to 1275 code for a protein of 424 amino acids. Lineage: Eukaryota; Fungi; Ascomycota; Eurotiomycetes; Onygenales; Arthrodermataceae. Gene Ontology annotation, biological process: maturation of 5.8S rRNA; maturation of LSU-rRNA. Gene Ontology annotation, cellular component: preribosome, large subunit precursor; Las1 complex. The record is from RefSeq and is a predicted model, not a curated record. The transcript has 4 exons. Gene Ontology annotation, molecular function: endonuclease activity.
AUGGCAAGACCCAGAGUAACGCCGUGGAAGGAUUUCUCCCAACUUGUUUCAGUUCGAGAUCAAUUCUAUCUCAAGACAGCCGACGGGGAAGAUUGCCGGGCUAAGGCUUGUUCGUUGGUCUGGGUAUGGAAAGUCAGAGGGAAUCUGCCACACGCCAUUGAAGCCACCGCACUAUUGACAGACGCAAUAUUACACGAUGAUCCGGAGAAGAACUCUAUCUUUUCUAUCCGAGCUGCCUACUCCUUGGCUUUCUGCCGGUUUGUAACCGGGUUAGUUGACUCGAAGCUUCAUGGUCGAAAACAAUCUAUGUAUCAAAAGGCAAUGGCUGUCGGCAUACCAGCUUCGUUUGUGGAGUUACGCCAUGAAGCUACUCACAGGGAUUUGCCGUCACUUGUGGUUCUGAGAGAUGCCGCCCAGAGAUCUAUGGAAUGGCUAUGGGAAUUUUACUGGGCUAAGAUCGAGGAUGAUCAUAGCUACCUAUAUAAACCUUCCCCGGAUGCAGCCAGAGAAAACAUAGAAGAGGCAGGUGUAUUGGAUCUGCUAGGCGUUGUGCGGAAGACGCUGAAACCCCUUGCCGACCAGAUAAAUAAACCUGAGAAAGGUAGUCGGGCAAGCAUUAAGACAAAACAAGGACUAGAGAUAGAGGAGAACAGCAUACGGCAACUCAUUGCCCUAUGCCGCCGAGAAAAUGAGGCUGGCGCUCUACUGGCAGAAAUGUUAUUAGAUUCAGACACUGGCAUUCUCGUAUCGUGUGUAAAAGGGUACGAAGAAGGGGAUGAGUUUCCACCUUCAUUCAACGCCUGGGAUGAGGUAUUGAGAAGGUUAUGCCAAUCUCACCCGCCACUCGUCACUGCAUUGGUUGAGGAAAUGGCUUCCAUAAUAGUUUCUGCUGAUACAAGAUGCUCUAAUAAUGGGAAGAGACAAAUCUUUAGAGGCCCAGACGAUGAUUCGUACGUGGAUGAUGUCUUCUCGUGGCUAGAGCAUAUUCUUACCGCGCAAGUGUGGGCUGGAAUAUGUUAUCGAUACCUCGUCUUGUCACACAUUGAAGCAUCCUGCAGUGCACCAGGGACAACUGCAGGGUAUUGGGCUAAGCAGAUACACGAUCUGCUGCGUCACCAAAUCACUCCCGCAUCAGAGAAGAUGAAAAUCGAUCGCUUGAAGCCGUCAGCCGUUCCAGACACCUCAACUGAUCCAGAUUCGGACAUAGCAGUGCUACGGGACUACGGGUGGGAUUUUGGACAACAGAUAACAUACAAGCCGAUAGGCACUGUCUGA